UUGGAGUGCCAGUGAAAAAUUGACUCCAAGCAGCCACUUCUGAUCACAGUAACAAUGGAAUCUCAAAAUCUCAGCCAAAACACCACUGUUCAUUAUCACACUAUUGCCGGUGCCGGUGCCGGUGCCAAAUCAUCAUCGGCUCUAAUAUUUCUCGGCACAGGUUGCUCCAACUCCGUCCCUAACGCAAUGUGCUUAAUUCGACCGUCCGAUCCACCUUGCAACGUUUGCUCGCAGUCACUCUCACUUCCGCCGCACCAAAACCCUAACUACAGAACCAAUACAUCUCUAUUAAUAGAUUGUUAUCGUAAGGAUGAUGAGACACACAGCUAUAUAUUGAUUGAUGUUGGCAAGACAUUUCGCGAGCAAGUUCUUCGCUGGUUUACUUUCCACAACGUUCCUCGAGUUGACUCUAUCAUUUUGACUCAUGAGCAUGCUGAUGCUGUUCUUGGUCUUGAUGAUAUGCGUACUGUGCAACCAUUUAGUCCGACAAAUGAUGUUGAUCCAAUCCCAAUUUACUUAAGUCAGUCUACCAUGGAGAGCGUUUCGUUGAAAUUUCCUUACUUGGUAAGGAAAAAACUAAAGGAAGGCCAGGAAAUAAGACAUGUUUCACAAUUGGAAUGGAAGAUAAUUGAGGAAGACUGUCAAAGACCAUUUGUUGCAUCUCACAUGCAAUUUGUUCCUUUGCCAGUGAUGCAUGGAGAAGAUUAUAUAUGCUUGGGUUUUCUCUUUGGCGAGAAAAGUCGAGUGGCUUAUAUAUCUGAUAUUUCACGUUUUCCUGCUAGUACUGAGCAUGUAAUUUCAAAAGCUGGGGCUGGACAGUUGGAUCUUCUAAUUUUAGACACUCUGCGCAGGAGUGGGACCCAUAAUGUUCACUUCUGCUUACCUCAGUCCCUUGAAGCUGUGAAGAGAUUAUGUCCAAAGAGAGCUCUUUUUGUUGGAAUGGGUCAUGAGUUUGAUCAUCACAAGGACAAUGAGUACUUGGCAGACUGGUCUAAAAGGGAAGGAAUACCAGUGCAGCUUGCACAUGAUGGCUUAAGAGUUCCUAUAGACCUAUGAUGAGGUUGAAAUAUGAACUGUCAGUUCUCACCAGAUACAUAAUACAUAAUGUGUAAUCCCAUUACAGUGGGAGGAAAAGAAUAAAAAAGAUACUAUUUCAGAGUCCAAGAAGCCCAUUUUUAUCAGAUGAAACAAACUAUUAAAUGAGUUUGAACAAUGUACAAAAUAUUUUUGGUGUAGCAACUUGAAGUUGUUAACUCAGG
Mercurialis annua (annual mercury) is the source of this 1259-nucleotide messenger RNA. RefSeq names its product putative hydrolase C777.06c. Bases 55 to 1056 code for a protein of 333 amino acids. The record is from RefSeq and is a predicted model, not a curated record. NCBI's taxonomy places the organism in Eukaryota, Viridiplantae, Streptophyta, Magnoliopsida, Malpighiales, Euphorbiaceae. The transcript is spliced from 10 exons.